AUGGCGGGAAAUUUGGUGCUGUACAAACUGGUCGUGCUUGGAGACGGUGGCGUGGGCAAGACGGCCUUGACCAUCCAGUUGUGUCUGCAGCACUUUGUCGAGACUUAUGACCCUACCAUUGAGGACUCGUAUCGGAGGCAGUCCGUCAUAGACGACCAGGCGUGCAUGCUCGAAGUGCUGGACACGGCUGGGCAAGAGGAGUACACAGCACUGCGAGAUCAGUGGAUCCGAGACGGCGAGGGCUUCAUCUUAGUGUACAGUGUCUCGUCGCGGUCGUCCUUUUCACGCAUCAAGCGCUUCCACCACCAGAUCCAAAGAGUCAAGGAGUCGACGGCGGGGUCGCCGUCGUACCCGGGGUCGCCCAUCGCCUCGGUCAGUCCAUCGGCACCCGUACCCAUCAUGCUUGUGGGCAACAAGAGCGACCGCAUUGCCGAGCGCGAGGUGUCGACCCAGGAAGGCCACGCUCUCGCGCGCGAGCUGGGGUGCGAGUUCGUCGAGGCGUCGGCCAAGAACAACGUCAACGUUGACAAAGCGUUCCACGACGUGGUUCGGAUCCUACGGCGGCAGCGACAGGCGGCAUCCCGGCCGCUUCCUCCCUCGGGCGGCAGCAAAUAUGAGAGGAGGGGAGAGACCAGCCCGCAGCUGGGAGAAUCUAGACGCUAUCGACGCAAAGACAACCGAUGUGUCGUAUUAUGA
Messenger RNA from Lasiosphaeria miniovina, 696 nucleotides. RefSeq names its product ras small monomeric GTPase. Gene Ontology annotation, cellular component: plasma membrane. The coding region runs from base 1 to 696 and encodes 231 amino acids. The record is from RefSeq and is a predicted model, not a curated record. The transcript is spliced from 2 exons. Lineage: Eukaryota; Fungi; Ascomycota; Sordariomycetes; Sordariales; Lasiosphaeriaceae. Gene Ontology annotation, biological process: Ras protein signal transduction. Gene Ontology annotation, molecular function: GTPase activity; GTP binding; GDP binding.